AUGGCAAGCUCAAAGUCGCAGGACAAGGAACAAUUGCCUAUAGAUAACGAAAAGCAAACAUCCUCGGCAAAAGAAAUAACUAGCACUAGUACUAAUGCUUCGAGUUCUGUCUCUACAACCACUUUCUCUCAGAUAUUGCUUGUUCCGGAGAUAAUGGCCGAGAUAUGUGAAUAUGUUCCGCCAGGAGAUUUGUAUAGUCUUUCUACCGUAU
Messenger RNA from Acaulospora colombiana, 211 nucleotides. NCBI's taxonomy places the organism in Eukaryota, Fungi, Glomeromycota, Glomeromycetes, Diversisporales, Acaulosporaceae. The record is from the annotation of a GenBank genome assembly.